This is a messenger RNA of Acanthopagrus latus (yellowfin seabream), 1514 nucleotides long. RefSeq names its product interleukin 21 (gene il21). Gene Ontology annotation, biological process: immune response. The coding region runs from base 722 to 1168 and encodes 148 amino acids. Lineage: Eukaryota; Metazoa; Chordata; Actinopteri; Spariformes; Sparidae. Gene Ontology annotation, cellular component: extracellular region. The record is from RefSeq and is a predicted model, not a curated record. Gene Ontology annotation, molecular function: cytokine receptor binding. The transcript has 7 exons.
UUUACUUGGUUUCUAGGAUUCUAUGUUCCCAGUGUCUUAUAUUUCCAGGGUCCAGUGUUCCCAGGGUACUUAGUUCCAGUGGGUCUUUGUUACUAGGGUCCAAAAUCCCCAAAAUCUUAAUUUCUUGUCGACCUAUGUUUCCUGGGCUCUAGGUUCCCAAACUUUUGCUUAUCAGAGAGAGACCUUUGUUAGUUGCUGAGCAACAGUGAGAUACUGGGCUGAAGCGUCAGUCUAAAUACCAAUUUAAAAGAUAUUAUGUAAGAUUCCUAAAUACAAAUGUAAAUAUGUCUUCCUCCUUCACAGCCAAAAUAUCAGAUCUCCUUACUGUCUGUUUGUUUAAACAUUAAUACUUAAAAAGGGUUUCCUGUUGUUGCAGCAGGCUCUGUGUGUUUGUGUAGGUGGCCACAAUGAUGCAGUGAUGUGCAUUCAGGUUGUCAAUACCACACCUACGAAGACUACCUAUGACACGCCGUAUCUAUAGGCCCCACGCACGCGCGGCUUGACGACACUCUCGGAUCGCGUAGUGGUGACUGCCAGUGGAAAAGAAAAUUUCAUUACUCACACACGCCAGUUUCUGCACCUUUCCAACGAUCUGCAAGUGGUUUUCCUGUGUCCUCAGGGAUAUGUAUAAAAAGGUACGCGACACAACUGUCUGCAUUUCCAGUAAAUCUCUCGAAAAGCCUCUUUUGGUGAUCUGGUACCUGCUGCUGAUACUGACAAUAUGAAGCUGGUUGUGUUUUGCCUGUUUGCAGUCUACUGCUGCUCUUUGGCCAGCACAGCAACAAGGGAGACUGACAGAACAUUGCAGAGGAAGAAAUUACAAGAGGUCCUCAAACAGCUGAAUGCUGUGAAAGUGAGCCUGCAGCAAAGUGAGAAGUUGCUAUACACUCCACCAAGGAAUAUCGAGGACUGCUGCUGUCUGUCAGCACUGAAAUGCUUCCAGGCCAAUCUGGAGGUCAGUUUCAAUGUUAAAGAGGGAAGACAGAGACAACUCUUCAGGAGCCUUAAGCAUCCCCUCACUGAGAGAGGUCUGAACUUUUGCAGUUCACCAAAUGUCAACUCCACCUGCCAAGAGUGUGUCUCGCAUCCGAGGCAAAAUGCCACAGAGUUUUAUAACAGACUCGAAUCUCUUAUUCAAAUGGCCAUAUCCAGGCUGACCAUGAUCUGAGAAGAGGUGAACAUCUACUUGGGACCAAGGAUUGAAUGUAGAGAAGACACUACACAGAAAAGAUGCUAAACUUGUUAUAGCCUUCUGAAUAUUUAAUGAUACUUAUUUAAUAUUUAUUUAGAUAGUGGUGGUGAAUCCUCUCAAGCUAUGUAGAAGGUAUUCUCAGGAGAGCUGCUUUGCUGCCACCCAGUGGACUUGGCAGUUCUGAUUUUCUUUACGCCUCUUUUUCACUGAAAGUGAAAGUUAAUUUAUUUGUUGUAGUUCUCAAAGAAUGUUAAGUAUAUAAUGACAUUUAUACUGUGUAUGACAUGCCAUGUUGAUCAUUAUUGAUAUAAUAGUACCAUUG